GCCGUGUAGCCCUAUGGGUAGAGUACCAACGUCCUUGUCCUGUAUCCAGCGCACACCGACUGGUUUCACUCAAGGGGAGUUCUGUCAUUCACUGAACAGAAAUCAAACCACAGUAAAAUGCUGGCUGCCCGGUUCCUCCGCCGCUCUCUGCCGGUGCUGAGACAGGCCCGAGCCUACGCCGAGGCCGUCUCUGGAGCUCCGCAGAUGUCCUUCACGUUUGCCUCCCCGACACAGGUGUUUUUCAAUGCUGCCAGUGUGAAACAAGUUGAUGUGCCCACCCUGACCGGUGCGUUUGGUAUUCUCCCUGCUCACGUCCCAACUCUCCAGGUGCUCAGGCCUGGUGUUGUCACAGUCUUCAAUGAGGAUGGCUCCUCUACAAAAUACUUUGUGAGCAGUGGGUCAGUGACUGUCAAUGCAGACUCCUCAGUACAACUUCUGGCAGAAGAGGCAGUUCCACUUGACCAGUUGGAUGUUGCAGCUGCCAAAGCCAAUCUAGAGAAGGCCCAGUCCGAGUUAAUGGGUGCAUCUGAUGAAGCAGCAAAAGCAGAAGUUCAGAUCUGCAUAGAGGCCAAUGAGGCCAUUGUUAAGGCCCUGGAGUAAAACUGUGGUUUCUCUGGUUUCAUUAAUGGAAAUCAAUAAUUCCUGUAUUUCCAGCUUCAGUUUGUCUACAUUGUAUUGUACAGUCAUUAAAAUAAAUUUAUUUGGAAUUA
Messenger RNA from Boleophthalmus pectinirostris (great blue-spotted mudskipper), 710 nucleotides. It is a transcript of the gene atp5f1d, whose product is annotated as ATP synthase F1 subunit delta. Bases 118 to 600 code for a protein of 160 amino acids. Lineage: Eukaryota; Metazoa; Chordata; Actinopteri; Gobiiformes; Gobiidae. The record is from RefSeq and is a predicted model, not a curated record. Gene Ontology annotation, biological process: proton motive force-driven ATP synthesis. The transcript is spliced from 5 exons. Gene Ontology annotation, molecular function: proton-transporting ATP synthase activity, rotational mechanism.